Molecule: messenger RNA, 1407 nt
Organism: Archocentrus centrarchus (flier cichlid)
Lineage: Eukaryota; Metazoa; Chordata; Actinopteri; Cichliformes; Cichlidae
Product: voltage-dependent anion-selective channel protein 2-like
Exons: 9
Coding region: 161-1012 (283 amino acids)
Biological process (GO): monoatomic anion transmembrane transport
Cellular component (GO): mitochondrial outer membrane
Molecular function (GO): voltage-gated monoatomic anion channel activity
Source: RefSeq, a predicted model, not a curated record
CAGUCGGGCACAAAACGCACAGCUAUAUUUUCAGGUCCUGCGGAGGUCAGCAGGUUGUUGCGGUAUCUCCUCCAUAUCGUCCUACAGCUCGCUCUUUUCGCCGCUUUUCUUGUCUGGCAGGUUGGCAGCUGUAUAAUAAAGAGCAGUAAGUCUCGGCAGGAUGGCAGUCCCUCCAGCGUAUGCAGACCUGGGCAAAUCAGCAAAGGACAUCUUCAAUAAGGGAUAUGGUUUUGGGCUCGUUAAGCUUGAUGUGAAGACUAAGUCUUCAAGUGGAGUGGAAUUUAAAACAUCAGGCUCGUCCAAUGUAGACACCAGCAAGGUCACCGGAACCCUGGAAACCAAGUACAAAUGGGCCGAAUAUGGACUGACGUUCACGGAGAAGUGGACCACAGAAAACACUCUCGGAACAGAAAUUUGUGUUGAGGAUCAGAUCACCAAAGGCCUGAAACUUACAUUUGAGACCACAUUUUCACCUAAUACUGGCAAGAAGAGUGGCAAGGUCAAAACUGCUUACAAAAAGGAAUACCUUAAUGCCGGUGUUGAUGUAGAUUUAGACUUUGCUGGUCCUACUAUCCAUGGAGCGGCAGUGGCCGGGUAUGAGGGAUGGUUGGCAGGCUACCAGAUGACCUUUGACACGGCCAAAUCCAAGAUGACCAAGAGCAACUUUGCUGUUGGUUACAAAACCGGUGACUUCCAGCUCCACACCAAUAUAAAUGAUGGUUCAGAGUUUGGUGGAUCUAUUUAUCAGAAAGUUAAUGAUAAACUGGAGACUGCUGUGAAUCUUGCCUGGACAGCAGGCAACAACGGCACUCGCUUUGGAAUCGCUGCUAAAUACCAGUUAGACUCCAGUGCCUCCAUAUCAGCUAAGGUAAACAAUGCCAGCUUGGUUGGAGUUGGAUACACCCAGACUCUCCGGCCUGGCAUGAAACUCACCCUGUCUGCACUUGUUGAUGGGAAGAAUAUUAAUGCUGGUGGCCACAAAGUAGGUCUAGGCCUGGAAUUGGAGGCAUGAGGAUCAUCUGUACCGUUUCAUAAGGAGAGGAAGGAAUAUCGGCAGAAUCUGGCCUUCUGCCUUCCUGUGAUCAGCAAUGUGUAUUUGAAGCCAAACAAAGUAGAACCCCAGUACACAAGCACUGAUGAGAUGGAAACCUUUCCAUCAACUUCCUUUGAUUGUGGUUACAAUAAGUAGUGAGUCACAUGUAUUUAUUAAUCAGUUACUCUUUUUGCCAAUUUGCCCCCAAGUAAUGAUAGAAAAACCCUCCACUCGGUGUUAAAUGUGGGCUUUUUUUUUUUUUUCCUAAAGUUUGACAAUCCAAGAAUGGUUCCAAAAGCGAAACUUGUUACUUUGCUAAAGUAGAAUGUAAACCCGAGGUGUUAUUUUGCACAUUAAACUUUACUCUUAUUUAA